This is a messenger RNA of Cutaneotrichosporon cavernicola, 2733 nucleotides long. RefSeq lists its product as uncharacterized. The transcript is spliced from 5 exons. The coding region runs from base 1 to 2733 and encodes 910 amino acids. The record is from RefSeq and is a predicted model, not a curated record. NCBI's taxonomy places the organism in Eukaryota, Fungi, Basidiomycota, Tremellomycetes, Trichosporonales, Trichosporonaceae. Gene Ontology annotation, molecular function: protein binding.
AUGCCACCUCCGAACCCGAGGCGCCGCGCGCGCGGUGGUCGAAACCGUGGCGGCGGCGACGGCUCUGGUACCAGCUCCGGUGCUGGCGGUGGUGCUAUCGGCAUCCUCGGCGCGAGCACUGGCACGAGCACGGCCGAAACAAUGUCGAGCGGCAGUCCCGGCAAGAGCGCCAUCGAGCUCUACCAUGACGCGCAGGCUGCAAGCGCCGAGUUGAAGAGCCUGAUGCAGAGUCAGCCGCCAUGGGCGCGCGAAGCGGAUGCCGUGCGGCAGCUCGCGCGCAAUACCUAUCUCGCGGUCCUCUUCCAGCAUCCUCUUUCGCCGCACGCGCAGACGCUCGACAGUCUGUGGCUCGGCACAACAUACACGCUCAUCCAGGCGUAUCGAGAGGUCGUGGGACGCAUCGAGGCAUCCCUCCCACCACGCAAGGGCAAGGACAGCGCGGACCUGCGCCGUACCCUCGCGCGUUUCCGGCAGGCCCUGGGUGCCGAGGACGCGUUCUAUCGUGGUCUCAUUGGUCGCAUCGUCGCAUUCUACCACCUCCACGACCGCGCAGCAGAGUACCUCGCCAUGGCUGGGGUGCCUGUCCCCGAGCCGGAGGAGGGGGACGGUCUCGCGCCGCCGCUGUCGCGCGAGGAGGGUGAGAAGAAGGUCGGACUCGUGUACAAGGGCCUCAUAUGUCUCGGCGACCUCGAGCGCUACAAGGAGCAAUGUUCUGAGAAGGCGAGGCGCGAUGCGCGCGAAGGCCUGCCGCCUCGCGAUGCAAAGUUCGAACGUGCCGUCAUGUACUACGAGGUCGCGCGGGCGCUGCAGCCGGAUAAUGGUACGGCGUUCAAUCAGCUCGCCGUCAUUGAUGGGUACCUCGGGGACAACUUUCACUGCACAUACCACUACUUCCGGGCACUGGCUGUGCGCCAGCCCUUCCCAGGCGGCGAGGCGAAUCUCGAGCGCGUGCUCAAGCGCGCAUUUGACCGGUGGCGCGUCGCGCGGCACGAGGGAUCGACCUCGCCGACGGAUGACCUCGAGGCUUUCCGCCGCGACGUGCUGGUUAUCUGCGCGAUUCUGUUCUUGAAGGCGAGCACGUCGCAUGUCCCGCUCAUGCGCGACGCACUCUGCGAACAGUUUGCGCGUAGCCUGCGUGCGCGCAAACUUCCCUCUGAGACGAUCGUGAAGACGACGGCCAUGGCUAUCGGUUCGCACUGGUUCUGCCGCCUCGAUGCCAGCCGGGGUGGGAGUGGUAUUGGCGACCCGGCCAAGGCGGCCAAGGCCGAACGGCGGCGGGCGGUCGAGGAUCUCAGCCUCAGCUUCUUGUUUGCGGUGUACACUGCACUCGUGGACGUCACCACCACCGAGGUGGAGGAGGCGCUGGCCUCACGCGCCGGCGAGAACGAGAGUGCUGUUGCUGACGACGACGAUGACGACGACAUCGACACGGUCCUGGCCCUCGCGGCCCGGAUCACUGCUGUCGUCCGCCGCAUCCUCCCCAGUCUGCGCAUCAUGAGCCGCUGGCUCAAGACGCACCUCGAUUACGUGAGCCGCGCGGCGCACGGGUCCAACCCCGAGCUGCGCGCAGGUAUCGAUACGUUUUGGACGGCCUACAAGCGGCUUAUGCUGGCACUGGCACGACUGUUCCCGCUCAUCCAGCUCCCGAGCUUGGACGGGCCGCUGGAAGAGGACGUCGACAUGCGCGGCUUCCUCCCCCUCCGCGUUGGGAACGCCGAGGAGAGCUUCGAACUCCAGUGUGCUGACGUACACCCGAACGAGGAACAACUCAUGCGCAUCGCCGACCUGCUUGUCGACGUCAAGCUCCUCAUGCAGACGGAUGCGGGCGCUGCUGUCCUGAGCGACGGGUUCCCCAGCGCGCCGUUUGUUACGGAGAACAGCGAGACGGCGAGCGUCAGCGUCGCCGAAACCGAGGACGACCCAGUCAACCUUGCCAUGCGGACGGGACUCAUGGAGGCACCGUCGGUGGAGGACGACGCGGACGAGGUGAUCAUGUGGGAGCGAACCACACCGAUCGUGGAACAAUCUGCCCGCUUCCCGCCACCCACGACGGCUCAGGACCUGCUUCAGAAUCUCUCGCUCGGCGGGCUGCCGCCGCCGGAUCCCGCGCCGAUGCUCUUCGGCGGCGACGCGGGCGGGAGUAUCUGGACGAUGAGCCGCGAAGAGUCGCAGAAGGGCGCACAGCGCGCACAGCGCGUCCACGCCGCGGUGCCUUGGCAGAGCGAGAACCAGCAGGGACACAGACUGUCCAACCCCGCUAUCUUCGAGUUUGCCCAGCCGCAGGCGCCUCAGCCGCAAGCGCCUCAGCAGCAGGCGCCUCAGCCGCAGGGACAGCAGUACAGCCAGUAUGGGGCCCAGUACUACCAGCAGUACGGCGCACCUCCGCCGAGCACGGCGCAUCCAUCGAGCGCCUGGACCGCGCCAGCACAGCAGGGCCAAGGGCAGUCGGGACACUCCCAGCCGCUGUACGCUAGCCAGUCGGGGCAGUCGGGGCAGCGUUCUGCUCAGCACUCCGCUCAGCACUCCAACCCUCACUCCGACCAGCCGACCCCACAGUCUGGCCAGCACUCCCACCCGCACUCCACGGAGCCUUCGCCGCCGGCCUGGCGUCCACGCCCAGCCGCGCAGACGCAGGUGCAGAACAUCUGGGGUCCGCCUGACGCUGGUGCAUGGGGUAACGGGCAGCGCACAGCCAGUUCCAGUUCCGCAGGGUGGGGUUACCGUCCUGGUUAG